AUGUCUUCUACUUCGGUUCCUAAAACAACCAAAUCGUGGACCGUCCAAGGUUCAGAUGGCUUCGAGAGCCUCAAGUUCAGCAAGGAUACGCCCAUUCCAGAAAUAUCGGAUUAUGAAGUCUUGGCAAGUACUAGUAAUUUUCAAACUGCCGAAAAUACCAGAAUGUACCCAUUUGCACAAAAGGAUGGGGUUGUACCUUGUUCUGAUGGAGCUGGAGAAGUCGUCGCUGUGGGCUCGAAAGUCAGCCGCUUUGAGAAAGGCGCUAAAGUUUUGACACUUUUCAACCAAGGCCAUCUAGGCGGUUCCCUUGACCCCUUGACAGUUACUUCUGGAGUAGGUGGUGUUGUUGAUGGUACUCUCAGACAAUAUGGCGCUUUCAACGAGAAUGGACUUGUUCACAUGCCACCGUCCCUCAACUGGCUGGAAGCUAGUACUCUCUCAUGUGCUGCUUUGACUGCUUGGAACAGUCUUUAUGGAUUGAAGCCACUGCAGCCAGGACAAGUGGUUCUUACUCAGGGCACAGGAGGUGUUAGUAUCUUCGCCCUGCAAUUUGCUAAAGCCGCUGGCGCUGUUGUUAUCUCGACAACGUCGUCCGCGAAGAAGGCGGAAACUUUGAAAAAGCUUGGAGCCGAUCACGUACUCAAUUACAAAGAUGAUCCAGAAUGGGGUGCCAAGGCCAAAGAUUUGACGCCUGGUAAAGAAGGCGUUGACCAUAUCCUUGAGGUAGGAGGGCCAACUACCAUGAAACAAAGUUUGGAUGCUAUCAAGAUCGACGGUGUGAUCUCCAUCAUUGGAUUCUUGGGUGGUGUCAAGAGUGAGAAGCAACCAAGCUUUUUGGAUGCUUUGAACCAUAUCUGCACUAUUAGAGGUGUGCUAGUUGGCAACAGAGUUCAAUUUGAGGAUAUGAACCGUGCCAUUGAGGGGAAUAAAAUCAAGCCGGUUGUCGAUGAAAAGGUGUUCACAUUGGAGGAAGCUAAAGAGGCGUACCAAUAUAUGUGGGACCAAAAGCAUUUUGGAAAAUUGACGAUCAAGAUAGAGUAG
Messenger RNA from Glarea lozoyensis ATCC 20868, 1041 nucleotides. Its product is annotated as NAD(P)-binding Rossmann-fold containing protein. The coding region runs from base 1 to 1041 and encodes 346 amino acids. The record is from RefSeq and is a predicted model, not a curated record. Gene Ontology annotation, molecular function: oxidoreductase activity. Lineage: Eukaryota; Fungi; Ascomycota; Leotiomycetes; Helotiales; Helotiaceae. The transcript is spliced from 5 exons.